This is a messenger RNA of Gossypium raimondii (Peruvian cotton), 1599 nucleotides long. Its product is annotated as 1-aminocyclopropane-1-carboxylate synthase 3. NCBI's taxonomy places the organism in Eukaryota, Viridiplantae, Streptophyta, Magnoliopsida, Malvales, Malvaceae. The record is from RefSeq and is a predicted model, not a curated record. The transcript is spliced from 4 exons. Gene Ontology annotation, biological process: biosynthetic process; amino acid metabolic process. Gene Ontology annotation, molecular function: transaminase activity; pyridoxal phosphate binding. Bases 75 to 1469 code for a protein of 464 amino acids.
GCUCUCUUUUUACUUCCUCCCCCAACUUUUCUCACCAAAGUUUUAUCCGCAAAACCUAUAUAUAUAUAUCAAGAAUGUUGUCUAGUAAAGCUAGCAGCAACUGUCAUGGACAGGAUUCUUUAUAUUUUCUGGGGUGGCAAGUUUAUGAGAAAAACCCAUUUCAUGAAGUUGAAAAUCCAACAGGAAUCAUUCAGAUGGGGCUUGCUGAGAAUCAGCUUUCUUUUGACCUCGUCGAAUCAUGGAUAAGAAAAAACCCCGACGUCAUGGGACUCAAGAAUAAGGAUGGAGAAUCUGUAUUCAGGGACCUUGCUCUCUUCCAAGACUAUCAUGGAAUGCCUGCUUUCAAAAAUGAACUGGUUGAAUACAUGGCAAAAAUUAGAGGAAAUAAGGUUAAAUUUGAUCCCAACAACCUUGUUCUUGCUGCUGGUGCAACUUCAGCUAAUGAGACUUUAAUCUUUUGCCUGGCUGAUCCUGGUGAUGCUAUCCUUCUUCCCACGCCAUCCUACGCUGGGUUUGACAGGGAUUUAAAAUGGAGAACUGGAGUAGAAAUUGUUCCAAUACAUUGCUCGAGUUCAAAUGGAUUCAGAAUCUCCAUGUUUGCACUUGAAGAAGCUUAUGAAAGAGCUCAAAAACUCAACCUCAAAGUUAAAGGGGUUUUGAUUACGAAUCCUUCAAAUCCACUGGGCACAACCAUGACUAAAGAUGAACUUCAAAGCCUUAUUACUUUCGCCAUCGACAAAGACAUUCAUCUCAUAAGCGACGAAGUUUUUUCAGGCACAGUGUUCGACUCUCCAUGUUUCAUAAGCAUUAUGGAAGCUGCAAUGGACAGUAACCUUAAAAGAAACAUAGAUGUUUUGAGCCGCAUCCACAUCGUUUACAGUCUUUCUAAGGAUCUAGGCUUACCGGGAUUUCGUGUGGGCAUGAUCUAUUCAAACAAUCAAACCGUUGUGAGUGCAGCAACGAAGAUGUCGAGUUUCGGACUGGUCUCGUCGCAAACUCAGUACCUACUGUCGUACAUGCUGGCUAACAAAAAAUUCACCAGCAACUACAUGAAGAGGAAUCAAAAGAGGCUGAAGAAAAGGAAAGAGAUGCUGGUGUCGGGGCUUAAAAAAUCAGGCAUUAAUUGCUUGAAAAGCAAUGCAGGGUUGUUCUGCUGGGUUGACAUGAGACAUCUGUUGUGUUCCAACACAUUCGAAGCCGAAACUGAUCUGUGGAAGAAGAUAUUAUGCGAAGUUGGGUUGAAUAUCUCCCCUGGUUCAUCUUUCCAUUGCAGUCAACCAGGGUGGUUCAGAGUUUGCUUCGCCAAUAUGAACCAAUCCACACUUCAAGUGGCCUUGCGACGCAUCAAGGAUUUCGUGGAACGUUCGAGCUUUAAUUACCAGCAAAAUAUGGGAAGUUUAAGUAGGAAAUUGAUCAGCAACUGGGUUCGUAAACUAUCAUCAGCUGACCGUGAAGAACAAGAGCGUUAGGUUGAUCAUAAUUAGAGUAAUCUUUUAAUUUUAAUAUAUGGGAAGUAGUCAAUUCAUGGUGUCUUGGUUUUAUAUAAAAUAGUUUUAAGUUUUCCUUUUCUACGAUUGAAAACAAGCCCUCUUGGGGAUC